Odobenus rosmarus divergens (Pacific walrus) is the source of this 1385-nucleotide messenger RNA. It is a transcript of the gene NRM, whose product is annotated as nurim (nuclear envelope membrane protein). The transcript has 4 exons. Bases 6 to 794 code for a protein of 262 amino acids. The record is from RefSeq and is a predicted model, not a curated record. Gene Ontology annotation, cellular component: nuclear membrane. Lineage: Eukaryota; Metazoa; Chordata; Mammalia; Carnivora; Odobenidae.
UCGCCAUGGCCCCAGCUCUGCUCCUGAUCCCUGCCGCCCUCGCCUCUUUCAUCCUGGCCUUUGGCACUGGAGUGGAGUUCGUGCGCUUUACGUCUCUUCGGCCACUUCUUGGAGGGAUCCCGGAGCCUGGUGGUCCGGAUGCCCGCCAGGGAUGGCUGGCUGCCAUGCAGGACCGCAGCAUUCUUGUCCCCCUGGCUUGGGAUCUGGGUCUCCUCCUACUAUUUGUGGGGCAGCACAGCCUCAUGGCAACUGACACAGUGAAGGCGUGGAUGUCUCGAUAUUUUGGGGUCCUUCAGAGGUCACUGUAUGUCGCAUGCACUGCCCUGGCCUUGCAGCUGGUGAUGCGGUACUGGGAACCUGUACCCAGAGGCCCUGUGUUGUGGGAGGCUCGGGCUGAACCAUGGGCCACCUGGGUGCCCCUGCUCUGCUUUGUGCUCCACGUCAUAUCCUGGCUCCUCAUCUUCAGCAUCCUUCUCGUCUUUGACUACGCCGAGCUCAUGGGCCUCAAACAGGUGUACUACCACGUGCUGGGGCUGGGUGAGCCUCUGGCCCUGAAGUCUCCCCGGGCUCUCAGACUCUUCUCCCACUUGCGCCACCCAGUGUGUGUGGAGCUGCUGACGGUGCUGUGGGUGGUGCCCACCCUGGGCACUGACCGCCUCCUCCUUGCUCUCCUCCUUACCCUCUAUCUGGGCAUGGCUCACGGACUUGACCAGCAAGACCUCCGCUACCUCCGGGCCCAGUUACAAAGAAAACUCCACCUGCUCUCCCGGCCCCAGGAAGGUGAGGCCGAGUGAGGAGCUAACCUGGUUCCAAGCCCUGCACUUCCUCUCCUUUAACAUCCAGGCCCUGGCUGCUUCAGACCAGAGGCCCAAAUCUAUGGACUGAAGGGGCUAUCCCUUCCCCUGCUGGAGCCUCCACUCCUUGGGCCGAGCUCCAUACCCUAAAUUCUGAGUUUCAACCACUGGACUCCAAGAUCUACUUUUUACCAGCCAGGAAGAGGGGGUGGGGAACUUACCUGUCUCCUCACAGUUUAGGGCUUGACUCCUCCCCCCCCCCACCUUAAGAACCUCCUUAUAAGGAAGAAGGGUGGGCCUAACCACUUCCCUCCCACUGUUACUCCCUUCUGCACCUCAGGGAUCCCCUUCUCCUCCUCUGGCUUCCCUUUCUAGGAGUGGUACUAAGGUCUGCAGGUUUGAUGGUAAUGCCUGCCCUUCCAGGCUCCAAGUGCCAGCCCCCUGGCUAGCCUUGCCAUCUCCUUAGGCCCUGGCCCUGGGCUCUGUCCUCUAACCUAGUUGAGAGGAUCCUCCCACUCUUCAUUUUGGGUGACUAAGAGCUCUCUGCUGUCCUGAGGAACACGCGCAGCAGAAAAAUAAAAUGCAGCCUGU